AUGCCUGAGGCACCAAAGAUCGCAGCUUUGGAGGUCUCUGAUGAGAGUCUCACGGAGCAGAACACGAACAAGCUCCGAUUCAUCGAGGAAGUGACAACGAACGCCGACGAUGUUCAGAGACGAGUUCUUGAGGAGAUCCUUUCACGCAAUGCUGACGUGGAGUACCUCAAACGACACGGCCUCCAAGGACGAACCGACCGCGACACUUUCAAACACACCAUGCCUGUCGUUACCUACGAAGACAUUCAGCCCGAGAUCAACAGAAUCGCUAAUGGCGAUACUUCUCAAAUCCUCUGCUCUAACCCCAUCUCUGAGUUCCUCACAAGUUCUGGAACUUCUGGUGGAGAGAGGAAGCUGAUGCCAACAAUAGAGGAGGAGCUAGACAGAAGAUCACUUCUGUACAGUCUGUUGAUGCCGGUGAUGAACCAGUUUGUUCCUGGUCUUGACAAAGGCAAAGGAAUGUACUUUCUCUUCAUCAAAUCCGAAUCCAAGACACCAGGUGGUCUCCCUGCUCGUCCUGUCUUAACCAGCUACUACAAAUCCUCUCACUUCAAAAAGAGACCUUAUGAUCCUUACACCAACUACACUAGCCCCAACCAAACCAUCCUUUGCCCUGACUCUUACCAGAGCAUGUACUCUCAGAUGCUCUGUGGUUUGUGCCAGCACAAAGAGGUUCUUCGUGUUGGCGCUGUCUUUGCCUCUGGUUUCAUCAGAGCCAUCAAGUUUCUUGAGAAGCAUUGGCCUGAGCUGGUCCGUGAUAUCAGAACCGGUACACUCAGUUCCGAGAUAACCGAUCUUUCCGUUCGUGAGGCGGUCGAGGAGAUUCUUAAACCGGACCCAAAGCUUGCCGAUUUUGUUGAAUCGGAAUGCGAGAAGACUUCUUGGCAAGGGAUCAUCACUAGACUUUGGCCAAACACAAAGUAUGUGGAUGUGAUUGUGACCGGGACAAUGUCACAGUACAUUCCGACUUUGGAUUAUUACAGCAACGGUUUGCCUCUUGUCUGCACAAUGUAUGCCUCUUCAGAGUGUUACUUCGGUGUGAAUCUCAAGCCGCUUUGCAAACCAAGUGAGGUCUCUUACACUCUCAUACCAACCAUGGCGUAUUUCGAGUUCUUGCCUGUUCAUAGGAACAGUGGAGUCACUAGCUCAAUCAGUCUUCCGAAAGCACUCACUGAGAAAGAACAACAAGAGCUUGUUGAUCUUGUUGAUGUCAAGCUUGGUCAGGAGUAUGAGCUUGUAGUAACCACCUAUGCCGGACUUUACAGAUACAGAGUAGGUGAUGUCCUGAGAGUGGCUGGUUUCAAGAACAAGGCGCCUCAGUUCAGCUUCAUAUGCCGCAAGAACGUGGUCCUGAGCAUUGAUUCAGACAAAACCGACGAGGUCGAGCUUCAAAACUCGGUUAAAAACGCGGUGACGCACCUUGUUCCGUUUGAUGCCACACUCUCCGAGUACACUAGCUAUGCGGACACAUCAUCUAUCCCCGGCCACUAUGUCUUGUUCUGGGAGCUCUGCUUGAACGGUAACACGCCGGUUCCUCCCUCGGUCUUCGAGGAUUGCUGUUUGACCAUUGAGGAGUCACUUAACACUGUGUAUAGACAAGGAAGGGUCAGUGACAAGUCCAUUGGACCGUUGGAGAUCAAGAUAGUCGAGUCAGGGACUUUUGAUAAGCUCAUGGAUUAUGCUAUAAGCUUAGGGGCAUCGAUUAAUCAGUACAAGACGCCGAGGUGUGUGAAGUUUGCUCCGAUCAUUGAGCUUCUAAACUCUAGGGUUGUUGAGAGUUACUUCAGCCCCAAGUGUCCAAAAUGGGUCCCUGGUCACAAGCAAUGGGGAAGUAACUAA
Microthlaspi erraticum is the source of this 1839-nucleotide messenger RNA. The record is from the annotation of a GenBank genome assembly. Lineage: Eukaryota; Viridiplantae; Streptophyta; Magnoliopsida; Brassicales; Brassicaceae.